This is a messenger RNA of Chelonus insularis, 3450 nucleotides long. It is a transcript of the gene Ptpmeg, whose product is annotated as protein tyrosine phosphatase Meg. Gene Ontology annotation, molecular function: protein tyrosine phosphatase activity; protein binding. The transcript is spliced from 16 exons. The record is from RefSeq and is a predicted model, not a curated record. Gene Ontology annotation, biological process: protein dephosphorylation. Bases 437 to 3133 code for a protein of 898 amino acids. Gene Ontology annotation, cellular component: cytoskeleton. Lineage: Eukaryota; Metazoa; Arthropoda; Insecta; Hymenoptera; Braconidae.
CAUGAAAAUAAUUUGAUAAGUAGAUAAAUAUAAAACGUAAUUAAACCUAUAGUUAUCAUAAUGAUAAAAAAAUGGAUUAAGUAAAUUUAUUUAGAUUUAUCAUAGAAAUAUUACGAAUAGUUUGAUAUGAUUAUGAACGAUAAUUGUGACCGUGAUAUUGUGAUGUAUCAAAACUAGCAAUAGUUAACAGUCAUAAAAUUUUAAAAAUCUAUUCUUGUAUAAUAAUUUACGAUUCCAAAGAGAAAUUAGUUAUAAAUUAAUCAACUUUGAUUAGUUAAAAAGUAUUUAAAUCAUUAUUAAGAGAAUUGCCAAAUUAACUAAGCAUUUUUACAUUUGAAGCUCAUGUGAAUUUUACUUCAAUUUUUAAGAUGAAUGUUAUUAAAAGGUAUGCUGCAUUGUGCCUCGGAGGUGGUUGACUCAUCGUCAGCUUCUUGAUAUGAUCGAAAGUGUAUCAAGACGAGCGCUGAGUGGCUCCAGUGGGAGCUACCACGUUCGAGGAGCCGAACUGGCACGCGAUAGAAGAUUAAAAUCACUUGCGACCACUGUUGUUUUUCUUGAUGACACCCAGCAUACAUUUCAACUAGAUAAACGAGCUAAAGGUCAGGUACUUUUAGACCUUGUGUUUCAUCAUUUAGAACUUAUCGAGAAGGAUUAUUUUGGCUUGCAAUAUGCUGAAAACAGCAAUUCAUCAAUUUGUUCCAAUUCAGAUGUUAUGCGAUGGUUAGACCCUUCAAAACUUAUCAAAAAACAAAUAAGGAACAAAGGUGGACAUUUUUUCUUCAAAGUUAAAUUUUACGUAUCUGAUCCGAGUAAACUUCAAGAAGAAUAUACUCGGUAUCAAUUUUAUCUUCAAAUAAGAAAAGAUAUUCUUCAAGAAAAAUUACAUCUUCCACCUAGUACCGCUUGUCUUAUUGCUAGUUAUACAGUUCAAUCUGAACUGGGUGAUUAUCAUCCAGAGGAACACGGCCCAGGAUAUUUAUCAAAACUUCAACUUAUUCCUGGUCAAACUGAAGAAAUGGAAAAGAAAAUAACCGAACUUCAUAAACUUCAUAAAGGACAGUUACCGGCUGAUGCAGAGUUUAAUUUUCUUGAUCAUGCGAAAAGACUUGAUAUGUAUGGAGUUGAAUUACAUAAAGCAAGGGAUUCAACAAAUAGAGACAUUCAACUAGGUGUUACAUCAAUUGGAUUAGUAGUUUUUCAGAACAAUAUAAAAAUCAAUGUAUUCUCGUGGGCAAAAAUAGUGAAAAUUUCUUUUAAAAGAAAGCAGUUCUUUAUUCAACUACGUAGAGAACAAUCAGAAAAUUAUGAUACAUUAUUGGGCUUUAAUAUGCAGACAUAUCGUAGUUCGAAAAAUUUAUGGAAAGCUUGUGUAGAGCAUCAUACCUUUUUUCGACUUCAUAGUCCGAAAAUGCGACCUAGACGUUUUCCUUUAACUCUGAGUAGUCGGUUUACAUAUUCUGGUCGAACAGAAUAUCAAACAGUAGAAGAUAACAAAUAUCGUGCCCGUGUUGAAAGAACAUUCAUUAGAUCUCCUAGUAAACGAUUAGUUCAUGGAGUAAACCAAUUGCCCGUCGUUGAAGAAAAAGGAAGAAUAGUAAUAGCACCAGUGAAACCGUCAAGACCUCACGACAAUAAGGUUCAAUCUCUUGGAUCUCGAGAACCAAGGCAAGCGUGGGGAGAAGGGAAUCCCAGUGAUGAUGAGGGUGGUUUUUUGUCCCUCAGAAAUGAAAUAACAGGAUCACAUACACAAAGUGGUGCCUUUUCACCUGUUUUGGGCUCAAGAAUUUUAAGUUAUGUUGAUGACGACACAGCAAUUGAGAGAAAUAUUUAUGAUCUUCCUGAUUAUAGCGAACCAACAAGUUCUCCAGCACCACAGAUAUUGGAAGAGGGUUUGGUGACAAUAAGAUUGACACCAGACGAACAAGGACGUUUUGGCUUCAAUGUGAAAGGAGGUUUAGACCUUGAUAUGCCCAUCUUAGUGUCUCGUGUUGCGCCAAACACUCCAGCAGAUCGCUGUUAUCCCAAAUUAAAUGAAGGCGACCAGGUUUUAUACAUCAACGGAAUUGAUGUUAACGGGAUGCUUCAUGAACACGUAGUAAAUUUAAUACGUCAAUCAAGAGAUACAGGAAAUGGUGAAUUAACUUUAACAGUUCGUCCGAACGCUCUUUAUAAUGCACUUACUGGGACUGAUGAAAUAUCGGAGGAAGAACCUCCAUAUCGAUAUGUACCUGACGCUCCUCAUGCUGUGGUUGGCUCAGACGCUCUCGCACAAUCAAUGCUUCUCCUUGCAGAUGGUUUAGCAAGUGGAGCUCUCAUAGCUCAAUAUGAACAACUUUAUAGAAAAAAUCCCGAAUUGACAUCUUUAGAAUCCAAGAAAGUUGAAAAUCAAAAUAAAAAUCGUUAUCGUGACAUUUCGCCCUACGACGUAACACGGGUUAUUCUAAUGGGUUGCAUCAAUGGUGAUUACAUCAAUGCUAAUUAUGUUAAUAUGGAAAUACCUGGCUCAGGAAUAAUUAAUCGUUAUAUAGCAACACAAGGUCCACUUGCAUCCACUGUUUCUGAUUUUUGGCAAAUGGUUCUUGAAGCUGGAAGUACUUUAGUUGUUAUGUUAACAACUUUAGUGGAACGUGGCCGUACUAAGUGCCAUCAAUAUUGGCCUCUUCUCAAUGAAACACUUACUUUACGAAAUCUUAUGUUGAUUUCAACAUCUGAAAAAGUCGAAGAUACUUUCGUCUUCCGUGAAUUCAUUUUAAGAGAUGUUAAUACUGGUGAAGAAAGAGACAUAACACAUAUGCAGUAUUGUGGUUGGCCUGAUCAUGGAGUUCCAAAUGAUUGGCAUCAAUUUACUAAAUUUACUGAACGUGUUCGAGCUGCAAGAAAAGGUAUGGUAGAACCUGCAGUAGUUCACUGUUCAGCUGGAAUCGGUCGCACAGGUGUUUUAGUAUUGAUGGAAACAGCUCUUUGUUUAAUUGAAGCUAAUCAACCUGUCUAUCCACUUGAUAUUGUCCGAUCAAUGCGAGAUCAAAGAGCAAUGAUGAUUCAAAAUGCUAGUCAGUACAAAUUCGUUUGUGAAGCAGUUCACAAAGCAUACACUGAAGGUAUUGCUAAACCACUAUUGGAGUUUAGCCGAUAAAUUGUCUGCAGUAUAGUAAUGGGCUGAAUCACUUAACAUAAAAGAACUUGGAACAGAGAGAAUCUCCGCCUUGGAAGAUAAAUUGUAAAGAUCGUUUUUCUAUGUAAUAGGAAAAUUCGGUUUAUAAAAAAAUAAUUUUUUCUUUCUAUAUAGACAAUAAUAAUAAUAAUAAUAAUAAUAAUAAUAAUAAUAAUUCUAAGAAUACAAUUACAAAUAUAUUCUAUUCGAAAUAGCGUAAAUACUCACAAUGACGUCUCGGACGUGUGAUAAAUUAUUAAUUAAUAUCCACUGAAAAUUAAUAAGAAAUCAUGUAAAAA